CGCGUGUUUCAAAGGAGACAAGAUUCACCCUUGUCGACGGCUUAAGCUCAAAUUGCCCGGUUCAGCAUUUAAUCUGUUCAAGAUUAAAUUUAGACCACUUUUAAACGUAGAAAAGCAAACCGGGUAAAAUUGAAAAUAGACCUGUUUCAUUAUUUUUUAAAUUAAAUUAAACAAAAUUUUAACUUUACCGAGGUUAUUCUUUCCCUCCAACACUGUUUCAAUAGUGAGGUUUUGUUAUUCCCCGGAUUUCGUUUAGGGCUGCUUUUCCUGUGCUUGCAAGCGGGAAUAAAAGCAGACUAUGUCAAUGGAUAUCAGGAAGUUUCUGACGUCUCCAGCACAGAAAAAUCAAGCGGCCAAAACUUCACAAUUGGGCAACAAGAAGAAAACAACAAAUAGCCGUAAAAGAGCUUUAAUUGAAUCUGAUUCGGACAAUGAAGAUGAUAAUUUCAAAACACCUAAGAAAAGCAAACAAAAAGAGUCUCCUAAGUCAAACAAGAAAAAUAAAGAUGGAAAGAAAUCAAAAUAUUUUGAGAACAGUAAAGACAUCUCCCGUAAUUUUUUCGGCUCGCAGCCUAUCAAGCAAACUAAACCAGAUGUGAAGGAAAAGAGUUCAUCUAAUGGAAAAAAAGAGGAGCUCUGGGAAACACUCGAAGGACUCAGUGAUGAUGCAUUAGAUGAAGUCUUAAGUGUUGAGAAUAAAAAUACUCCCAGCAAAGAUAUUUCUGAUGUUGAAAUUAAUGAGAAACCAAAACAACCUACAUUGCCUGAAAAGAUCUCGACACGCUCUUCUCCUGUUAAAAUUUCUCCAAAAAAAAAAUUUCCAAAGUCAAAAACUACUGUUAAAACGCCUAACAAAACAAAUUCAAAUGGAGCACAAACGCCAGACAAAACACCUACAAAACGAAAUAUUAAAUCAGUCGAAGAAGAAAAUGAGAAUGUAAAAGUCAAGAAGGGAUCUGAUGGGAGUAGGGUUUAUGAUAAAAAUAAGACCAACGAUAAAAAUGAUAAUAAAACAAAAGAGGUGAAAAAUUCAGAAGUAAAAUCUUUCAAACAAUUUGUACCAGACCAGGCCAAACCACCAGUGUUAGACCUCUGGGUUGACAAAUACAAGCCAACCAAUUUGAAAGCACUUAUUGGACAACAAGGGAAUAAAAGCGUUGCAAACAAACUUGUCCACUGGCUUAAAAACUGGCAUCGUAACCAAUUUGGAAAUGUAAAACCUCUGAGACCAAGUCCUUGGCUUAAGGACUACGACGGCGCAUUUUACAAAGCAGCUCUACUAUCUGGCCCUCCUGGAAUUGGCAAAACAACAACAGCUCAUUUAGUUUGCAAAGAGCUAAACAUGGAUCUAGUUGAGUACAAUGCUUCAUGUACUAGGAGCAAGAAGAUGCUUCACGACGAGAUCACUGAACUAUUAACCAGCAAAUCGCUUUCACAUUACGCUCACGGAGGUAGUUCCACAAGUAAGACACAUGUGCUAAUCAUGGACGAAGUCGAUGGAAUGGCUGGCAAUGAGGACCGAGGAGGCGUGCAAGAGCUGAUUUCUUUGAUUAAAUGUUCCAAAGUUCCUAUAAUAUGCAUGUGCAAUGACAGAAACCACCCUAAAAUAAGAUCACUAUCGAAUUAUUGUUUCGAUUUAAGGGUGAACAGGCCUAGAAUGGAACAGAUUAAGGGUGCAAUGCUUAGUAUAUGCUUCAAAGAAGGUCUUAAAAUAAAGCCAAAUAUUUUAACCGACAUUAUAAUGAGUACAAAUCAGGAUAUUAGACUCGUGCUCAACAAUUUAUCCUUACUCGCCGCAAGAAACGAUGCUAGCAUGAAUGUUUCUGCGAAAGACCUCAAACUCGGAGCGUGGGAUGUCGUCCGAAAAGUCUUCUCUGAAGAAGAGAACAAAAAUAUGUCAAUUCACGAUAAGUGUGACUUAUUCUUCAAUGACUACAGCAUCGCACCACUCUUUGUUCAAGAGAAUUACCUUCAAGUUACACCUCACUCAAAAGAAGCAAAUUCUAAAAUUGCAAAGAUGAAAAUGUUUGCAAAAACAGCAACUAGUUUGUGCUACGGAGAUCUUAUAGAUAAUGGCAUAAGAACACACAAUGCCUGGAGUCUCCUUCCCAUUCAAGCCAUUUUCAGUUCGGUGAUUCCCGGUGCGACUUUAUCAGGGCACAUGGGUGGGCAGAUUAAUUUUCCAUCUUGGCUUGGAAAGAAUUCAAAAAGGGGAAAGUUUGACCGUAUGUAUCAAGAAAUCCAAGUGCACACUAGACUGAAGACUUCAGGCGCCAAAGAUUCGAUAAUAUCAGACUACAGUUACGCUCUGAAAGAAGCUGUCGUCGCACCGCUCGUAACUGAAGGAAGUGGAGGUAUAGAAAAAUCAUUGGAUGUAAUGCGACAGUACAUGCUUGUCAGAGAGGACUUAGAUUCUCUUAUCGAGUUGACAACCUGGACGGGUGGGAAGAAUAAAUUUGCUGAUCUUGAAUCAAAGGUAAAAGCCGCAUUUACAAGGGCUUAUAAUAAAUGCCCAGUGUUAACUCCUUGUUCUGUGAUAAACGUGAAGAAAAUGAAAGUCUCCAAUGAUGAUGAUAUAAUGGAAGGCGAAGAGGAAGAAAUGGACAUAGAUAGUGAAGAUGUCAAUGAUGAUGACAUGAUUUUGAUUAAAAAGAAAAACAAAGACACAUCACAGAUAAAGGAAAAGAAACAAAAAGCGGGACCUUCAAAACCACGUGGUGGGAAAAAAGGUGGAAAGAAAUAGUAUUUUUGUUCAGUUCUAUCAUUGUUUUUGUACCUCUUUUUUCGUUUUUAAUGAAAAUAUUCAUAUAAAUAAUUUUUUAAAUUCAUAUUAAAUAUUAGGGUGAGUAAAUAAAAAUUACCGAUU
Messenger RNA from Cimex lectularius (bed bug), 2866 nucleotides. RefSeq names its product replication factor C subunit 1-like. The record is from RefSeq and is a predicted model, not a curated record. Gene Ontology annotation, biological process: DNA replication; DNA repair. The transcript has 13 exons. Lineage: Eukaryota; Metazoa; Arthropoda; Insecta; Hemiptera; Cimicidae. The coding region runs from base 299 to 2743 and encodes 814 amino acids. Gene Ontology annotation, cellular component: DNA replication factor C complex; nucleus. Gene Ontology annotation, molecular function: DNA binding; ATP hydrolysis activity; ATP binding.